AUGAAGGGUCUCGCCAAAGCAAUGAAGAGGACGCCGCACCUGAUGACCUCGCGCAUCGGCAUGGCGGCCAAAUCGUCCGAUCCAGCAUUCGACUCGCUUAACCAACGCUUCACCAACCUUGAAAAGCUCACAGAAAAGCUGCUCAAGGAUUCGUCUACUUUCCGUGACGCCGUGAAAAACAUGCUCCUCUCGGGCGCCGCUUUCGGACACCACUUUGAUACACUCUUCCAGCCCAUCGGUUCGGAAUACGACCUGGAACGCAAACAUCCCAAUGCGCAAGCGACCAUGACCAACCUUGCACACUACGGGCAGCUCAUGGAGGAGCUCAAAGAGACGCUGACCCCGGAAAUCGAGCUCAUCGAGAGCAGAGUCAUUUCGCCCACCAAAGACUUCCAGACGGUGAUCAAGGCGAUCCGCAAAAACAUCACCAAACGUGAUCACAAGCUGGUCGACUUUGACCGACACAACAACGCGUACUCGAAGUUGCGCGAUAAGAAGGAAAAGUCGCUCAAGGACGAGCAGAACUUGUUCAAGGUGGAGCAGGAGUACGAGACCGCUGCGGCGGAUUACGAAUACUACAACAAUGCGCUCAAAGAAGAACUGCCGCGCUUCUUUGAACUGGCGAGCGCAUUCAUGACGCCACUCUUCCACAGCUUCUACUACAUGCAGCUUAACGUCUUCUACCUCACCAUGGAGAGGCUCCAGAGCUUCGCCGAGGGCAAGUACGACUUGUCCAACAACUCGAUCGCCGUCGUCGAGGACUCGUACAUGGCACAGCUCACCGAUGCAGCUGAUCGACUUGAAAACCUUUCGAUCCGAAGAGGCGCUGUCCCGAGCGCAAAGAUCCUCGCUCAAAAUAGAGCCAGUGUAGGCUCGGCUGGUGGCUUGAGUCCGUCGGGCUCCCGACUCAGCGGGCUGAGUGCAGGGGCACCCAGUCGUUCCGGCUCGCUCGGCCACACCGCUCCGCCUGCGUACUCUUCCACUACCUCGAAUGCUGCAUCCGCCGCUGUCGCAGGCAAACGCGCCCCGCCGCCGCCUCCGACAAAACCCAAACCGGGCGCCGCACUUGCAAAGUCGUACGUCGUCGCGCUGUAUGAUUACACCGCGACUGCAGAUGGAGAUCUCACUUUUAAAGCGGGAGACAGGAUUGAGGUCACGGAGCGUACCGCGAGCACGGACGACUGGUGGACCGGUGUUGUCAACGGCCAUCAGGGCGUGUUUCCGGGUAACUAUGUAAGGGAGGAAUAG
Molecule: messenger RNA, 1248 nt
Organism: Sporisorium graminicola
Lineage: Eukaryota; Fungi; Basidiomycota; Ustilaginomycetes; Ustilaginales; Ustilaginaceae
Exons: 1
Coding region: 1-1248 (415 amino acids)
Biological process (GO): actin cortical patch localization; plasma membrane tubulation; endocytosis
Cellular component (GO): medial cortex; mating projection tip; Rvs161p-Rvs167p complex
Molecular function (GO): protein binding; lipid binding
Source: RefSeq, a predicted model, not a curated record